Molecule: messenger RNA, 847 nt
Organism: Hyposmocoma kahamanoa
Lineage: Eukaryota; Metazoa; Arthropoda; Insecta; Lepidoptera; Cosmopterigidae
Product: protein ecdysoneless-like
Exons: 3
Cellular component (GO): nucleus
Source: RefSeq, a predicted model, not a curated record
CUAUGGAUCAUACACUCUUCAACUUCAACUUUUGUGUCUAUGGCUCCGUCGUUUUGCGCGACGAUUUUGCCAAUGUCAGGGUUGAGAGACAUGUGUAGCGGUCUUAGAGGAUGGAAAAAAAUAAAAGAAGUAGCGGUAGUGAGAUAGAUUGCCGGUUAUUAAAAUACAUAUUUGAGACUGACUGACAAUAUGCGUGACGACAUGACGACAUUAUCAAUUGACAUUUGGAUUUGAAUGAAAAUUCACACAGAUGAAUUCAUUCGCUCCCAUUUCCGCUUGUGUGACUUUGAAACUUUUUAUAUCAAGUGACAGGACUUAACGUGGGCGUUCAUUAUCCUGCAUUGCAAUCCGCCUUGCCUUCCGCCGCGUAAUGGUCUAUCCACACAUAUCCGGGCCGUACUUAAUACUGAAUUGUGAAUGUAAUCGCAGCGUGCAAGCCAUCCUGCGAGAGUCCAUACGCAUAAUAGUGUGUGAGUUGCCUCCUGCCUUCGCGGCGGACUGCAAUGCAGGGAAUUAUACUGAUUCGGCGUUUUUGGAAGAACUGUGUAUUUCUGUAAAUAAAACUAUUCAAAAAUUGUCAGAAGGUUACAUUUGGCAUCGGGACGAAUUUAAAGUUUAUGUGCCUUUGAAUAAAGAAAAGCAUGACUGUUCACCACAAUUGGUCAGUACAACGUGUUUCGGAGACAACAUUGAAGACGAGUGGUUAAUUGUAUAUCUCAUACUGGAAGUCACAAAAGUCCACAGCAACUUGAUAGCGCAAGUACAAGAUAAUGAUGGCGAUUUUCUCCUUAUUGAGGCUGCUGAUUUUCUCCCGGCUUGGGCAAACCCUGAUACUACAGAAAACAGG